AUGAGUGGAGUAUCUAGUCAUAAGAGUAGUGCAGCCUCCAGUGGAUUAUCUCAUACAACACUUGAUGAUCCCAAUCAUGAUUUCUUUUUUGAUGUUGGAUAUAUAAAUAAAAAGAAUGUCUCAUGUGAUAAAGUUGCACUGGCUGGAAUUGCACGUCGUGGUGCAGUUGUCGAUGUUGGAACAAUAAUGAACAUUAGUAGUGAACGUUUAUAUCAUAACGCCAAUUUCUAUUUAAUUUUAUUUACCCUACUUCUUGCUGAAUGGUUACGACGAACAAAUUAG
Molecule: messenger RNA, 282 nt
Organism: Trichobilharzia szidati
Lineage: Eukaryota; Metazoa; Platyhelminthes; Trematoda; Strigeidida; Schistosomatidae
Source: the annotation of a GenBank genome assembly